AUGGCCGAUAUCCUCUACGACCUCUUAUCGCCGCCAGGCUCCUCAUCCUCACCAUCACGACCCGCACCCGACACAGCCGCCCUAGAAUACCUCACCACACUAUCUUCCCAACCCCUGUCAUCACUCGAGUCCUCCGAACCCCAAACCCUCGCGCAGUCGUCGCACGGCCUGCUCCUCUCCCUGCAAAGCCUCUCCAAGAAAUCUCACAAGCAAAUCAUCGAGUCCGCCUCCCACCAUGCCACGCUACGCACCACCCUACCAGCGCUGGCAGCCAGCACGGCCGACCUGCGCCACGCCAUCCCCAAGCUAGACAGCGAAGCGGUGCGCUUCUCAACGACAUACAACAAAAGCAGCGAAAGCGAGGUACUCGCCCGCCGCAAGCAGGCGCUGCUGCUGUCGCGCAACGUCGAGCGGCUGGUGGACAUGCUGGAGCUGCCGACGCUGCUGUCGUCGACCAUCUCGACGGCGCCGGUCAAUUACUCGUCGGCGCUGGACUUGAACGGGCACAUCCGCCGGCUGCACUCGAUCUACCCCAAGUCGCCGCUUGUGGAGUCCAUCUCGACACAGGCGGACGAGACGAUGCGCACGAUGGCGGCUAAUCUUAUUCUCUCGCUCAAGGCGCCGGGGUUGAAGCUGGCUGCUUCGCUCCGGACGAUUGGGUGGCUACGGCGGGUGCUUCCGGAUCUUGAGCAGCAGCAACAAUUAUUACAACAGCAACAACAGCAAACAUCGACCGCGGCAUCGGGCACGGCGCAAACAACAGCCAACCCUGCCAAAACCCGAGAGUCUCAAGAGCGUAUUCUAGGCGCGCUAUUUCUAGUCUGCCGCCUCGCGACGCUUCUCACAACACUUGAGGCGCUCGAACCACUACGCGAGCUAGCGGACCAGGAAAAGGCACGACAGCGUGCUCUAGGCAGCGGGAACGCCUGGUCCGGCGGACAGCAGACAGAGAGGUACCUCAAACGGUACCUGGAGAUCUUUCGCGAGCAGAGCUUCGCCAUCGUGUCCAUGUUCCGCAGCAUCUUCCCGGCUGCUGCGACGGCCGUAACCACCACGGAUGGGCCUGCGACACCCACCACUACGACGACAACAAACACAAACACAAACACAAACAAAAGCGAGGCCAACGACGACCCACUGGAACCCAUGCCCUCGGCACUAGCUACAUUCCCACUGUACCUAGUUGACAUGCUCCUCGAGACGCUACGGCUGUAUCUGCCUACGGUUAGGGACCAGGCAGCACGGGACAGCUUGCUGACACAGGUGCUGUACUGCGCGGGGAGUCUGGGCCGGUUGGGAGGGGAUUUUGGGCUGUUCCUCGCGACGCUGGAUGUCGGGCCCGAGGCGGAAGAGGAGUGGGUGGAGGUCGUGAAGCGGCAUCGCGCGUUGGCGGGGAGGCUGGAGUCUAUUGUUGGGGAGCAGAGGAGGGGGAGUUGA
This is a messenger RNA of Dichotomopilus funicola, 1437 nucleotides long. Its product is annotated as Dor1-like family-domain-containing protein. The transcript has a single exon. NCBI's taxonomy places the organism in Eukaryota, Fungi, Ascomycota, Sordariomycetes, Sordariales, Chaetomiaceae. Gene Ontology annotation, cellular component: COG complex. Gene Ontology annotation, biological process: intra-Golgi vesicle-mediated transport; cytoplasm to vacuole targeting by the Cvt pathway. The coding region runs from base 1 to 1437 and encodes 478 amino acids. The record is from RefSeq and is a predicted model, not a curated record.